Messenger RNA from Strigops habroptila (Kakapo), 4120 nucleotides. RefSeq names its product inner centromere protein (gene INCENP). Gene Ontology annotation, cellular component: kinetochore; meiotic spindle midzone; nucleus. Gene Ontology annotation, molecular function: protein serine/threonine kinase activator activity. The transcript is spliced from 17 exons. The record is from RefSeq and is a predicted model, not a curated record. The coding region runs from base 61 to 2706 and encodes 881 amino acids. Gene Ontology annotation, biological process: positive regulation of protein serine/threonine kinase activity; meiotic spindle midzone assembly; metaphase chromosome alignment. Lineage: Eukaryota; Metazoa; Chordata; Aves; Psittaciformes; Psittacidae.
GGGCGCUCGGUUUGAAUUCGAGGCGGGCGGCGGGGCCGUUGUGGCCGCGGCUGAGGGACGAUGGCGGCGGCUGAGGCGGUGAUGGCGGUAGCGGCCGAGCGGAUGAUGGCGGCGGCGCUGGGCACGGCGCAGCUGCCCGCCAUGUGCAACCAGCGGCUGGCCGAGCUCCUGUGGCAGGUGGACGACGUCGACCUGGUGUGGCUGUCGGAGAUCCGCGAGGAGGCGGAGAGGAUGUUCAACAGCCGCUACAGCGACAAGCCCGAGCUGAUGCCCAAGACGCCGUCGCAGAAGAACCGGCAGCGGAGGAAGCGCCCGACCGCCCUGCAGGAGAACCAGGAGCCGGGCAGGAAGAGAUUAUCUAGAAGGAAGAACAGCAGUCUCAAACUAGCAUCCUCCAUGCGACGUUCCCAACGACUCCAAAAUAAAGAAAACCUGGAAACUGUCAUGGCCGAGGCCAAAGACAUCUCUCCACCUCGACGCGUGACAAGAUCCCAGGUGGCAACACACGCUAAAAGCUUCGAGGUCCUUCCUGAGACCCUUCCUGUCCGGCACGCACCCAGGAAGGCUCCCUCAGGGGAAGCUGAUGCCAGCGAUCCCAUCAGCGCUGUGACACCGCUCCGGGAGAGCGCUCCCAAAGCAGCAGAGCAGCUCCCCACACCCAUCCUCCUGAGCUCAGAGGAUGGCUCUCCCGAGGAAAGCAGUGCAGCCAAAUCCCCCCCUGCGCCCGUGCCUGCAGCCGCCGAGCUGAUAGUCCCUUCUACCCCCGAGGCAAACGGUGUGGGAGCAAGUGGGGCUGCCCCCGAGGCCGGGGCAGCCGAGGUGGCCCAUGCUGCGCUCGCUGCCAGUGAGCACCCCCGGCUGGAGGAGGCCGAGGACUCUGCCGAGGCCCAGGGGGGGCCUGACAAGGUGCCCCCCCAGCACGUGAGGGACCCCCCCGGCACCCCGACGGGCUCCAGGCUGAGCCGUCGCUCCGUGCGCAGGAGCCUCAUGGGCAAAACCUCCCUGAGCCGCAGAACGUCCCUGGCAGAGAAGUACUCCCUCGGCAGCAGGAGGGAGAGCGCGCUCAGGAGCUCGGCCGCCAAGAGGAAGGCAGCUCGGGCAUCAUCCGUCACCUCCAGCUCCAUUGAUGUCUCCAGCUCUGGAGAGAUGCCAGAGGAUGAGGAAACAGUUCUCAAACCUGGGCCGCCGCCUGGACCCUGCACCCCCUCCAAGCUGGAUCCCCCGAGCCCCCGGAUGUCGCUGCGCUCUCGGGCCGCCAGCAGGAGCGAGCAGCCGCAGGAGGGCACGAGCUGCAACGAAAGCAACUUAAAGAAGAGUGGGGAGACCCAGCAAGCACCCCAGAGUGCCAGGAGAAAGCCAAGCUACAAAAGAGCUGUGGAUGAGCGCUACGACCAGCAGCAAGCAGAAGAGGGAGGGCUUUCUCCUCUGAGAAGGAAGACCCCCUCCCCAACCUUUCCAGCCAGCAAAGUUGUGCGGCCGUUCAAGACGUUUCUGCACACUGUGCAGAAGAACCAGCUGCUCAUGACACCGUGUUCUGUGGGGAGGAACGGGGUGAUCAAGUCCUUCAUCAAGCACAACACCCCUCUGCGCUCCGAUCCCAAGGAAAAGGAGAGGCAGAAGCUGGAGACUCUGAGGAAGAAGCAGCAAGCUGAGCAGCUGAGAAAACAGAAACUGGAGGAGGAAAAGAAACGGCGACUGGAAGAGGCCAAGCUGAAGCGGGAGGAGCGCCUGCGCAAGGUGCUGCAGGCUCGGGAGCGGGCAGAGCAGAUGGAGGAGGAGAGGAAAAGGCGGAUUGAGCAGAAGAUAGCUCUGUUUGAUGAGAAGACAGAGAAGGUGCGGGAGGAAAGGUUGGCAGAGGAGAAGAUCAAAAAGAAGGCAGCUGCCAGGAAGAUGGAGGAGGCAGAGGCCCGGCGCAGGCACGAGGAGGAGGCCAGGAGACAGAGAGCCCUGCAGCAGGAGGAGGAGGAACGUCGGCACAAAGAGCUAAUGCAGAAGAGGAAGGAAGAGGAGCAGGAACGUGCCAGGAAGAUUGCUGAGCAGAGACAGGCAGAACAGGAGAGAGAGAAGCAGUUGGCUGCAGAGAGAGAGCUGGAGAGGAAGAAGGAACAGGAGAGGAUCCAGGCAGAAAAGCUCCGUGAGCAGGAGAAGGCUGCUCGCCUGAAGAAGGAGGUGCUGGCUGCUAAACUGAAACUCCAGAAGGAGCUGGAGAAGAAAGAACAGGAAGAGCAGAGGCUGGCAGAGAUGAAGAGGCAGGAGCAAGAACAGAAGAAGCUGGCAGAGAAGCAGCAGGCUGGCAAGGCAGCCCUAACACAGCACCAGGAGAACAAAGAGAACUCGCCCGCCUGCACGUCCUACCAGAUGACUCCACAGGGCCCCAGAUGUCCGAAGCCCGCCGUGGUAACCUCAAACAACUAUGGGAUGGAUGUGAACAGCGAUGACUCCACUGAUGACGAAAGCCAGCCUCGCAAGCCCAUCCCUGCCUGGGCCUCAAGGAGCCAGCUGAACCAGGCCGUGCUGCGGCUGUACUACAACCCGCCCAGCGUGGACGCGGUGUUCGGGACCAUGCCCAACCUGCAGCUCCAGGACAUCUUCUACAAGAGCAAACCGCGGUACCUGCGGCGCACGAGCUCCGCCGUGUGGAACUCCCCCCCCUUCCCGCGGGCCAAGCCGGCGCUGGGGCUGCCCUACAGCAUCAAGAAGUACUGAAGGAGCCGGGUACGUGCUGCCGGCUCGGAGGGGAGCACAGAGUUCCUGUUCAGUCUGUAAAUCUUUAGGUAUUAGCAUUGAAUAAAUGUCAGCUCUUACUGGGCCUCGUGCAUUUUCUCUGAUAGGCAAAGCUGGAAGCUUUUGGGAGAUGCAGCCUUGGAAAGAGGCAUCUCCUCUUACCCUUGGCUUUGAGCUGGCAAAGGUUUAGACCUUUAGGUCAGGAGUGCAUCACUGAAAGCUGUGUGUGAUGCUCCUCUCUUCAGCCAAGCAGGCCUGGUAGGAGCUGCCAGCGGCAGACAGAGGUGUCUGUCCUGUGGCUGAAGCCAGAGUUCUUGUGCAGCUCAGAGCCACUGCACACGUCUCGGGUGAAGUCAGGGCACUGCUGGUGUUCUCCAGGAGAUAUUGGGUAUCAGUAUCUCCAGAGGAUACCACCAGCAGUGGCCUCCAUCAGCCCUGCAAGUUGCAAAGCUGUGGUGUGGUUUCAUCUCCCAGCAGAGCACUUCACACCAGCCCCAAGAGCCACCAUGUGCAUGAGCUGCGUUGGUGCUGGUGGUGCUGAGGGUUGUAUUGACCCUUCUUCAGCUGCUGGAGCCAGGCAUGACCCCGGUGUGCUCAUGUCACCGCGGUGCCCAGGGUCCAGCACCAGCCUUGGCUCCGUUAGGAGAAACUGUACAAAGGUUCUGACAGAAUAUUGUUCCUCUGAUUGAAACCCCGUGUCUGUGCCCUGGGUUGGGUGGAAGAGAUGAGUUUAACCUGAAUCCCUCUCUCCCUUCCCACCCCUUGGCUCUUUCCUUUGUUCAGCAUCAAAGCUGAUUUUAUUUCUGGGCCUGUUCAGCACUUCUCCUCAGGGCAGUGCCAAAUGGACUGUUGUCAAAGCAAAAAUAUCAGCUCAAUUUCAGUCCCAAGAGCACUUGGUGUUUCAGUCCGUCCUUGUGCACGUGGCACAGACACACGAGCUCCUGCACAGCGAGAGCAGGGGUGGGUAGAACAGCACACACUCACCGGGGAGCUGCAGGGCAGCAGUUACCUGCUGUGGAACUCUGCAGCCUCCAUGGCUUUUCCCUCAUUCUCCUUUCUCUUCCUACUUCAGCCUGUCCUUGUGUGACAUACCCCUCGUGUUACACGUGUGUGAACCCUGUGUGUGGAGCCCGGGCAGUGUGUGAGGAGCCCUGUGCCCCGUGUGUGCGGGCCAGGGGCUGCCUCAGGCAGAUGCUGUUGGGGUGAUGUGGGGUUUGUGCUGCCAUCGCCUGCUCUCGGCUGGGGUUUGUAGCUGGUGGUGGGUGGGGGGUUGUUCCCCCACGUUCUCUGUACAUCCAGUUUUGUGCCUUACAAUGAGCAUGACCUGUAUGUAAGAAAGCUUCUGUGUCAAAUGCUGUUUGAAUGUCUGACCCUGAUAAAAGUGACUUAAACCAUC